Lolium perenne is the source of this 522-nucleotide messenger RNA. The record is from RefSeq and is a predicted model, not a curated record. NCBI's taxonomy places the organism in Eukaryota, Viridiplantae, Streptophyta, Magnoliopsida, Poales, Poaceae.
AUGGUCUCCCUCCUCUCCAAGCUGGGCGAGCUCGUCAAGGAGGAGUACGAGCUGCAGAACGGGGUGAAGGAUGAUGUCGAGUUCCUGAGGAGUGAGCUGACGAGCAUCCACGCUGCCCUCCGUGUGGUGGCGGAGGUGCCGUGGGACCAGCUCGAGGAGCAGGUCAGGAUCUGGGCAGAGGAUGUCCGGGAUCUCUCCUACGCUAUGGAGAAUGCUCUCGACACUUUCCUGGUGCGUGUUGAGGACCCUCCCAAACCAGAGAAGGUCAACUGGCUAAAGAAGAAGAUUGGCGACAUGUCCAACUUGCUCGACAAAGGCAAGCUACGCCAUGAAAUUGGCAAGAAGAUCAGAGACAUCAAGGAAAAAGUCAAGGAAGUGGCUGAUCGGCUGCAUCUGCUCGGCGAAAUGCCAUUGUCACCAACUCACUCGCCGUCUCGGAUGCCAGAGCGCGCGCGCGCGGCGUGGGAUAAAAGCAACGGAACAAGGGAUGGUCCAACCAGAGCUGCCAUCUCGCCUAAAUAA